CCCCGCGGGUACGCGCUCGCGGCCGUUGCGGGUCCCAGUCGUGAGCCACGAAGAGGCGGGCCUUUCCGCUUACCCUGUGCGACGACAGGAUCGCUCCCGUUGAGCCUCAGCAUCAAGAGCCAAUGAGCAGCCUGGAGGUGGGCACCAACCUUACUGACAUCGUGGCCGAGAGAAAGAUCACCAUCCGGGAGCUGGGGGGCUGCAUGGCCCCCAUCUGGUCUAGUUACUAUGGAGAUUGCCAUUCUCUCCUGUUCAUGGUGGACGCCUCCAGCCCCACCCAGCUCUCUGCAUCGUGUGUGCAGCUCCUGGGUCUCCUUUCUGCAGAGCAGCUGGCGGAAGCAUCUGUCAUGAUACUCUUCAAUAAAACUGACCUGCCCUGUUACAUGACUGUAGAGGAAAUGAAGUCAUUAAUCAGGCUCCCUGACAUCAUUGCUUGUGCCAAGCAGAACAUCACCACGGCAGAAAUCAGUGCUCGGAAAGGCACUGGCUUGUCAGAGGUUCUGCGCUGGCUCCAGGACACCCAUAAGACCAAGAGUUGACUACCUGUGGAGAAACGUGGCUGGCUGGCCCUGUGGCAAGGAGGAGAGGCUGGGGUCCCUUGGCCUCCAGCAGUUUGUGCUUAUAGACACAAGAUGACCUGAUGUAUAAGCCCAGAAGGUGGUCUUCUGUGCCAGUUUGCAAUGACAGAUAAACUAAGGCAUACAGGUUACAGAAACUCCUGACAGCUGGCCUUUGAAUGCAGAUUGUCCUGUGGACUGGAGAGGACAAGCCUGCACGUGUCUAGGUGUCCAACUGCAUGGGGUGGUGCUGCUGGGAUCUGUCCCCCAAUUACCGGGAAAACAGCUCCCCUUUCCCCACGGAGUCUGGGCUGCACGGCAUUGCAGAGCCUGCUUUCAGCUACAGCACAAGCUCCAACCUGCUGAGUUUCUGAUAUGCUGAGGGUGUGACCCCUGCUGCACGACAUGAGGCUCUAAAAACCAGGCCUAAUCCAACAAGAGUGACAUGUUCACUGGUUCCUUUGUUCAGCAAACAUUUGUCCCUGAGGAGCCUGCAGAAAGGGUUCGGCAGGUAGGAGGGUGGGGGAGGCUGGGAUGGAACGCAGAACCUCAGGGUCAAGGUGUCCUAUCCCACUGCGUUCCAUCCUCUAAGCCAGGGGGCUUGCGGGGAACACCUGUUGAUUGGUGUGUUCAUAUUCUAAGGUCCCUGCAACAAAUCCCACAAACUGGGGCUUACACCAGUGGGAAUUUACACUCAGUUCUGCAGGCUGUAAGAUAAAUCACAGGGUCAGCGGGGUCGGUUCCUUCUAGAGGCUUGAGGAAGAACCCUGCCUGGCCUCUGAGCUUCUGCUGGCUGCUGGUAACCUUUGGUGCUCCUUUGCUAGUGGCUUGGAGAACUUGAAUUUUGGCUUGUCUUUGUGGGACCCUCUCCUCAUAGGGACACCUGUCAUUGGCUUUAGGGCCCACCCUAAAUCUAGGGUGAUCAAAUUUUGAGAUUUGUGAUUGCAUUUGCAAAGACCCUUUUCCCAAAUUUCACCUUUACACGUUCUGGGGUUGUGACCUGGGCACAUCUCCUCAGGGCCACUGUACAGCCCACUGCCACGGGAUAGGCAGCUUCCGACCUCAGCUAGCAGCCUGGACUCAUCGGGCUCCAGGCUUCUGCUCUCACUUCCUCUGUGCGGAGUGGCAGGCUCAGAGCCUCAGCCUCUGCAGGUUCCUGCUCUCUGCUUUGGGACCAAAGCAGCUGGCUUUCAGAUGUCCCCCCAUUUCAGAGCUACGGCACAAAGCACUCCCAGGAGACAUGCACUUGGCUGUUUCAAGGGGUGACCGGCCUAUGCUGUCUGAGCAGAGCCUCCAGCCACGGGCUUAGUCUCUGACAAGUGAGAGUCGGGCCUGGUGACACCCCUAAUGGGAAAGCUGGCCCGGGCUAAGUUGACUAGUUUCAUAGCCACUCUGACAGGGCCUGGGAAGACAAUUUCAUACUUUAUCAGACCAGUGGAAACUGGUUUUAAGACAAAUUUCCCUUAACAGCCAGUUUCUCCCUCCACUCUCAUGCAGCACUUGAUGUGCAGGAAACAGGCCCUUCUCAGGGACCUGCUCGCCCUGUUCCUGAUGCCAUUCCCAUGUCUCAGAACACCCUAUAAAAAGGAUGCCAACUGGGCAAGUGGGCCUGCUGCCCAUCCAGGCUGAGGGACAAAAACAGAAGGUGGAAGCACAGGUUCGGGGAGGAGGGAAGAUAACCGAGAGCCAGGGUCAGUCCAGCUGCACGUGUUCCAGGAGGGAGUCCCAGCCACCUACCGCAAACAGCACCCCUGGUCACUGUGUGCAGGGGCUGGGGUCACCCGCCACUCAAACAUGGCCCCAAGAGAAUACCAGUCCUGAGUUCAGGUACAGCUUCCUCAGUCUAAAUGUUUAAUUGGAAAAUAAGCUUCCUCGUAGAUACAAACUCUGGGAAGGGUAAAGGGACCCCCAGGACCCACCAGUCUCCACACUCUUUGAGGGCUGCCUGGCUGGGACUGGGCUGGGCCUUCUCAACUGUGCACCCCCUCCUUGAUGUUGAAUUUCCAAAAGCUUUGGAGCCUCCCCGCCUCUCUCACCUGUACCCCAGGUCAGGUAACACCUGGCUGCUCCCACCUUGGUGCCAGUGGGGAGGUUCAAACCCUGCAGGCCCUGGCAUUGGCGGGAACCUAGCACCUGUUGGGAUCAGGAUGGAAGGGACUGCAUAGCGGCCUUCCCAGAGGAGCAACCCCGAUAUCCCUCCUGCGCGAAAUGCCCCUUCUAAUAAAUUUGCUUAUUUCGGUUUCAAUUCAAGCUGCCCCUAUCAGGGAAGAGGCCAUAUCCAAUUCUCCCUGAAAAUUUUGAGUGCUGGCCCUAAAGGAAAUUGGAAAAAAACCACUACUGCCCUUGUGAGUACCCCCGAUGAUGGGAGAGUGAGACCCCAUGAGAACUGGACACAAGCUUAUGGGAAAAAAGAUAGGGAAAAUUUACCUGGGUCAAGGUCCCUUCCCCUGCCCCUACGUGGCCUCCAAAUGACAUAUUCAAUUAAUGGCGACAGGUGGGUAGAGAACACAUGAUAUUCUGUGGCUAGCCCGCCAGAGAACUGGCAAACUAUAAAACAAAUGACAACAGGACAUUACCUACUCCAGCUCAGAAAAACCUCGUCUUACUGAAAAUGGGUCUGAGGCACAGUCUGUAAAAUUUGUCCCUGUCCGCCAAAAGGUCAUUGUGUUCUUUUAGAGCCUCUUUCUUUCCUACCGGAGAUGAAGAAUGGGAGUAUAGCUAUGAAAGAAUGAGAAUAAAAAUAAUACAUAAUUACAUUAAAAAAAUAGAAUAGUGAACUUUAGAUUCCAAGAAUCUGGCACCUACCUAUCCUUUGUAAUAUUUUCUGGCUGCAAUAACUAAGAACAAAGCUUACUUAGAAACAAGUUAACUGCUAGGACCUGCCAAACGAUGUAAUCUCAUUCUCCAAACUCAUGUAACCGUGCUAUGUGUCAAUUAAAUGAUUCAUAUCUGUACUUCAUGUAAUCAAAGAGUGUAUAAUCAGGCUGCUACUCUUCAUUAAAGGCCAGGCUCAGCUUUGC
This is a messenger RNA of Manis pentadactyla (Chinese pangolin), 3577 nucleotides long. RefSeq names its product ADP ribosylation factor like GTPase 16 (gene ARL16). NCBI's taxonomy places the organism in Eukaryota, Metazoa, Chordata, Mammalia, Pholidota, Manidae. Gene Ontology annotation, molecular function: GTP binding; GTPase activity. The transcript is spliced from 4 exons. The coding region runs from base 123 to 539 and encodes 138 amino acids. The record is from RefSeq and is a predicted model, not a curated record.